Messenger RNA from Melampsora larici-populina 98AG31, 849 nucleotides. RefSeq lists its product as uncharacterized. Lineage: Eukaryota; Fungi; Basidiomycota; Pucciniomycetes; Pucciniales; Melampsoraceae. The record is from RefSeq and is a predicted model, not a curated record. The transcript has a single exon. Bases 1 to 849 code for a protein of 282 amino acids.
AUGUCUUCAAACGAACCUAUGGAUACAGACACCCCAGCUCAGCGCCAAGCGAUGAAGAUGAAUUCCAUUCUUCACAAAAUAAUUAUUGGAAUUAAAUUAACAGCUUCAAAUUAUGUUGCAUGGUCUGAUGGAGUUCGUUUCGGAUUGAUGGCUGCUUCGUAUGAUCAUUACUUAGACUCGGAAGAGGCUGGAGGACUGCUUGACGCCAAAAUUGUCCUUGCUACCAAGAAAGCGAUCUUUUACUGGCUUCUUGCUAGCAUUGAGGCAGCUCAAUCCACCCGAUUCAUUUCCAUGAUUUCUAAGUUCGAGAACAGCAUUAAGACGACACCAUCAUCCCCUUCUUUACUUUGGAAGACAAUUCGCGACUAUCACAUAAGCAAUUCCGAAUCAGUUAAACUCAUGCUCCGAAGCGAAAUAACCGACCUAUCCCAAGGAUCCACGAAAGACUUGUUGGAUUAUAUUGAUGUAUUCAGAGCUAAAGUAGAUGCAUAUCUGGGUUCAAACGGUGAGAUGUCUGAAGAAGAACAAGCGCGUCAGUUUGUUAGGUCACUUAAUCGAGAAUGGGCCGAGAAAGGCUGCGAUCUCCUAGACGCCGGACAUGUAAAAUUUCAAAACUUAGAGACUGAACUCAAGAAAACUUACCAGACUCGUAAAAUGUUCUCAUCAAGUCGACAACACUCUAGCCGAGUAGCUGAAACAUCUGAACCUAGUCAAGGAAAUCGGACUGGAAGAUGGCAGACCUGCAGCCGAAAUAAGUGCAUUGGUCGAGACCAUCCCACUAAACCACAUGACCAAGCCGAUUGUUUUCACCAUCCGAAUAACGCAAAUAAGAUGGAAUCCUGGAAAUGA